Molecule: messenger RNA, 2507 nt
Organism: Fragaria vesca subsp. vesca
Lineage: Eukaryota; Viridiplantae; Streptophyta; Magnoliopsida; Rosales; Rosaceae
Product: arginyl-tRNA--protein transferase 1-like
Exons: 5
Coding region: 146-2161 (671 amino acids)
Biological process (GO): protein arginylation
Cellular component (GO): cytoplasm
Molecular function (GO): arginyl-tRNA--protein transferase activity
Source: RefSeq, a predicted model, not a curated record
CCGGUCAGAUCAGUAGACUAGAGACUAACGAGAGAGGGUCGCACGAUUGGUAUCAUGCUACAGCACGACGUCGUUUUAUAGCUAAAACCUCAUCGCCGAUGCAGAAGAACCACACCUCGAGCUGAGAUUCGGAAAUUCUUCAGAAAUGGCAGGGAAGAUGAAGAGGAGCGAGGCCAGCAGUAGCAGCCGGAGCAGCAACAGUAACCACCACAGAGCCGAAAGCGUGGUCGUCGAUUACGGCAAGAACAAAAGCACCUGCGGCUAUUGCAGAUCCAAAGCUCGCACCAGUAUCUCUCACGGUUUGUGGGCACAUAGCGUUACGAUUAAUGACUAUCAAGAUCUUCUUGACCGGGGAUGGAGAAGAUCUGGUUGUUUUCUUUACAAGCCGGAGAUGGAAAGAACGUGCUGCCCUGCGUAUACUAUUCGUUUGAAAGCUGGUGAUUUUGUUCAUUCGAAGGAGCAGCUUCGGGUGUCUAGAAGAAUGCAGAGGUUUUUAGAUGGUGCCUUGGAAUGUAAACAGCCAGUGGAGCCAAAUGCUUCCAAGGAUACACAUGGCCAGAACCACCUUGGAGUUUCAAUCUCAGCUCCCAAAAACAGUGGAGAGAAAGAUGGGGAAGAAAAAAUUUUGAAUUACUUAUCAGAUCAAGUUGAUAAGGCAGUUCAUUCAUGCUUAGACAGUGGGGAGUUUCGUGCCAUUCAAUGUCCAAAAGCUUCUGUUAAAAAGGUUUUACAAGCCAAAAGAAAGCUAUUAGCUGCUGGGUCUGAAGAUCUCUUAUACUCCAGCAAUAUUGCAUUUCAACUAGCGGCUGCUAUGAGACAGUGUGUAACGGAUAAGAAGGAAGCCCACCAGGGGAGAGAAUUGGGACACAUUGCAGAGGAAAAUGGGUCGUCUCCAAAACUCAUUGCUGAAAAGCUAGAAAGUUCAUUAAAUCAGUUGGGGAACACUUCUGGUCUAUCAGUAAGGGCCUGCAACGGACACUUAAACUUUUAUUCUGUCACAAAACCUGCUUCAUCAGAUGGAAGUGCUCAUGUUGUUAGCAACUUCAAAGGCACUGCCAGGUCAGAAAGUAAAGGCAGCAGUUUGAAAAAUAACUCUGAAUAUACUCAGGUGAAGAGGCGGAGGCUUGAGAUUCGUCUUAAAAGGGCCAGCUUUGAUUCAGAAGAGUAUGCCUUAUAUAAAAGAUAUCAAAUGAUGGUGCACAAUGAUACCCCUGACCAUGUUACAGAAGCCUCAUAUAAGAAGUUCUUAGUUGAUACUCCCUUAAUAUAUGUUCCCCCAACUAAUGAUGGUACAGUUCCCCCAUGCGGCUUUGGCUCUUUCCAUCAGCAAUAUGUAAUUGAUGGCAAACUUGUUGCAGUUGGUGUUAUAGACAUUCUCCCUAAAUGUUUGUCCAGUAAAUAUUUAUUCUGGGACCCAGACUUUGCGUUCCUUUCACUAGGGAAGUAUUCAGCCCUGCAAGAAAUAAAUUGGGUGAAAGAGAAUCAACUCCAUUGUCCUACUCUUCAAUAUUAUUAUCUUGGUUACUACAUCCACUCCUGCAGUAAGAUGAGAUAUAAGGCAGCGUAUCGCCCGUCUGAGCUACUGUGUCCUCUUCGUUACCGGUGGGUUCCUUUUGAUAUAUCCAAGCAUUUGCUUGACAGAAACAAGUAUGCUGUUUUAUCGGAUUGUACCGUCUCACAAGAUAGGGACUCCUCAUCACUUCAUGCUUCUGAAGAUGUCAUGGAAAUACAAUACGAUGACAAUGACCAAGACAGUGAGUUUAUGUAUGAUGAAGGGAUGAUUGAGCCUGAAUUUGAAAGCUCUGACAAUGAACCACAUCUGGCAUAUGAAAAUAAAGAUGCUGGUAAUGUUUUAAUCGGGUUGAAGGAAUCUCGGGUGAGAUUCAAGGUAUGUAUCCUCAAACUAUCCUAUUCAGUAUCAUACUAUGUGUCAAAGCUUCAGAUCCUUCAUUUCAAUCUACUUAAAUCUCCCCUCAAAAUCAACCCCUUUCAGUUUCUUGACUUUGUGGUUUCAUUUACUGACAUUGGGUUUUUUCUGCUGGAGGAUAUAAAGCAAGCUUUUGGUCCCACGGAACGAAGUUACUUGGAAUCCCAGUUGAGUAGAUACACAGAAGUUGUAGGUGAAGAGCUCGCUGGACGAAUGGUUUAUUCAAUCGAUUGAUUUGCCUUUGACAGCAUUCAUCAGAAAAUGAAAGAUUUAUGAAUUGCAAUUGGAAGUGAAUAUCGUGGCCUAUCCCCAAGUCACUAUCCGAUCAUUUUAGCCGGGGAUAGAAGUAAGAGCUAGCAUACACAUUCCUGACACCCAGAUUCAUCUUGCAGUUUGAUUGUUUCUUGAUGUUCAAGUUUCUGUUCCAACUGAUUCGGUAUCUGGUUGAAAAUUACAUAUUUGCUAGGUACAUGAUAGUUUUUGUAAAUUUGUCAGAGUUGUUAAAAUAGAGUUGCUUUGUUGUUGCGACAAAUUAUUCAUCAUUUGCAGAAAGCCGACUCCUUGACUCUUCUUACAUUUC